Athene cunicularia (burrowing owl) is the source of this 3006-nucleotide messenger RNA. It is a transcript of the gene CCNT1, whose product is annotated as cyclin T1. Gene Ontology annotation, biological process: positive regulation of DNA-templated transcription, elongation; regulation of transcription by RNA polymerase II. Bases 984 to 2648 code for a protein of 554 amino acids. NCBI's taxonomy places the organism in Eukaryota, Metazoa, Chordata, Aves, Strigiformes, Strigidae. The transcript has 5 exons. Gene Ontology annotation, cellular component: cyclin/CDK positive transcription elongation factor complex; nucleus. The record is from RefSeq and is a predicted model, not a curated record. Gene Ontology annotation, molecular function: cyclin-dependent protein serine/threonine kinase activator activity.
AGAAGCUGGAGCCUACAUUCAGGGCUGUGGCUGUUGGAUCCGGUAUCCCGUUCCUUUCUAAAAUGUACUGUUAAAACUUGUUUUUACUAACAUACGUUCCGUUUCAGAGGCAGUUUGUAGAUAGUGUUCCGCUCCAAAAUACUCAAGUAGUUCCUGAGUUAUUACUUCGUUAUUCCUGACUCGGUUCAGAGUAAAAGCUCAGGAGGGGCAGCUCUGUCGGUGGGUCACACGCACUGGCCUGGCAAACUGGUGCCUAAACUGUGACCCCAGUUCUGCAAUGACUCGGUUCUCCAGUUGCCUUUUUUAAACGUCCCAGUUCUUCUAGAAUGUUCUGCAUGGGAAGAACCAAAUCUGUUGCACACAUGGACCGAUCUUAAUAAUAUUUUUUUUGUUGUUUCUUUAAAGCAUAAUGCCCAAACUGAAUAGGAAACUGAAGUGAGGAUUAAGUUCAGUUGUCUUUAGUGCUGUAGGCUCCUUCAAAGGGAAAACGUCUGCUUCCUCUUAGCUUUUUGGGUGACAGAAAUUCCUUUGAGCAGAUGCCAUUGUCUUCUCCUUCCUCCCAGCUGCUGUAAGAGGCUUUGUCCUGCUAUUUUUAAAAUCCUUAAUAGUUGUUUUGUUUUCAGUGAGGUCUUUCAAGUGCAGAAGUCACUUAGCUGCUUGGAGGUCUGGCAGCAGCAGUGACCUUCGGGUUUUGUGACUGGAGAACUUGAGUCUUCUGGCUACAGGAAAACAGGCUCCUCUAUUCCUGCUUGCCUCCGAGCAGAGAGCAGGGGCUGUAGGAGGGAAGGGGAGAAGGCCUUGUCCCCCAGGAGCAGGAAACGUGAGGUUCAUAGAUCUGUGGGGGUGUGCUGCUGGUUUUCUGAUGGCCGUAUGUCUGUGUUCUUCCAGGUUUUGAGAUCACUAUUGACCACCCCCAUACCCACGUGGUGAAGUGCACGCAGCUAGUGCGAGCCAGCAAGGACUUGGCGCAAACUUCCUAUUUCAUGGCUACCAACAGCCUGCACCUGACCACCUUCAGCCUGCAGUACACCCCUCCCGUUGUGGCCUGCGUCUGUAUCCACCUGGCUUGUAAGUGGUCCAACUGGGAGAUCCCAGUCUCCACAGACGGGAAGCACUGGUGGGAAUACGUUGAUGGCACUGUAACUCUGGAGCUCUUAAAGGAACUGACUCAUGAAUUCCUGCAGAUCCUUGAGAAAACUCCCAACCGGCUUAAACGUAUCCGGAACUGGCGGGCCUCUGAAGCAGCCAGGAAAUCCAAGGCUGACAACCGCGGGGAAGAUGAGAGCCUGUCGGAGCAGACGAUCCUCAACAUGAUUUCUAGGAACAAUAGUUCGGACAUGAAUAUCGCUGGGUUAAUGAGCAUGUCGACGUCCUCGACCGCCGGAGCGGGGCCGUCUCUGCCCGCCGCGGCCGACUCGCCCAGCGACCAGGGCGCUGCGGAUCUGUCCCAGCCUGACUACUGGCAUCCUCCAGCCAAACUGGACACUGGUCCCAGCCACAGGACUAAUGAAAGCUCGUCGGCUGCUGAGCAUCCUUUGCAGCAAGAUGGCGCUGGUUAUCAGAAACAGAGCGGCAAGAACGCUCCCUCAGCCAAAGUGUCGCUCAAGGAAUACCGGGCCAAGCACGCCGAGGAGCUGGCGGCCCAGAAGCGGCAGUUGGAGAACAUGGAGGCCAACGUGCGGUCCCAGUACGCCUACGCCGCGCAGAAUCUCCUGGUCCAGCAGCAGCGGGAGAGGGAGGUCCAGCAGGACAGCAACCCCUCUCCCAUCAUCCUGAAAAUUCCCAUCGGCGGCUCGGAGAACCCCGAGCGCCCUCCCGGCCCUGAGAAGAGUGACAAAGCCUCGGCCCUGAAGCUGAGGAUCCCGGUGGCAGGUGGAGGUGGGGAGAGGCCGCUCCCCUCCAAGCAGGAGGAGAUAAAAAUGCGGAUCAAGGUGCCGAGCGCCGCAGACAGGCACGGCUCCUCGGACGAGAGCGGUGGCAAGAACCGAGAGCACAAGGAGAAACACAAGGGCCACUCUUCUAACCACCACCACCACCACCACAACCACCACUCUCACAAACACUUGCACGCCCAGCUCGGCGCCGGCCCCAGCAGCCUGGUGAACAAGCGGCCGGGAGACUCUAAGCACAGCAGCCAGCCCAGCUCCGUGCCCCACAAGAGCUACGGCCCCCUCGCCUCUUCCCGCAAGCGGCCCCUGCCGGAGGAAGCGGCGGCGGCCGCGGCCCACGAGCACCCACCCAAAGUCGGCAAAGCCACCAAAGGCCCCGGCAUGCCGUUUCCUUACCCCCACCUCCCCGGGGCAGCCCACCUCCCGGGGCACGGCUCGGAUGCAGGCAACCUUCCCUUACCCCAGGCCAACAAAGCCCGGGGCACCCACGGCAAAUCGGACAAGGGGCCCACGGGGGCCAACGGGCACAACGCCAACCAGGCCAGUGACUACCAGGAUACGGUCAACAUGCUGCACUCGCUGUUGAGCGCGCAGGGGAUGCAGCCCACCCAACCCCCUGCCUUUGACUUCCACUCUUAUGGCGAGCUCUUGAACCCCCGGGCUUCCACCAGCUCUAGAGCUGUCGCCAACACGGACAAGCCCCGACCGCCCCCCCUGCCCUCAGAACCGCCCCCCCCGCUCCCUCCUCUCCCCAAGUAAAACCCCUUUUUACUACUGAGUUUGUCCAGAGCCCGAGCCUAAACCACCUGGGCUGCCCCUGCAGGGGCUUGAAAGGGCUUGUUCGAUCUCCACUGCCUCACGAAGAACUAUUUUAUUAUAAUAUAACUUUUAUUAUUGAUAUUUAGAACGCGGAGUUGUUGAAGCUGUGAAAGGAUAAGAAACCCUUUCUCUGUUCCUUGCUCCCUCCCCCAUCAACUUCCAGUUAGUGGUGGGCUCUGUCCCUGCUAGAACUGAAGCCCCCUCUGGGGAACACGCAUUGUGGGGGGGCUCUGGGGGUUAUUUAAAAUAUGUCACAGAAAAUUUAAGAUGUUUUACAAAUAAUUUAAGCAGUAACUUA